Emiliania huxleyi CCMP1516 is the source of this 909-nucleotide messenger RNA. RefSeq lists its product as hypothetical. Bases 1 to 909 code for a protein of 302 amino acids. The record is from RefSeq and is a predicted model, not a curated record. Lineage: Eukaryota; Haptophyta; Isochrysidales; Noelaerhabdaceae. The transcript has 2 exons.
AUGGCAGAGCAGACGAUGGUGGCGCUGCUGUGGCAGCAGGGAGAUGCGAGGGGCACGCUCAACCUGCCGGCGUCGACCAAGGUGGAGGACCUCAAGCUGCGCCUCAACGCGAGCGACUGCGAUGCGGUGAUGUUUGACGCGGUCAUCAUCGAGGUGAGGAAGGCCGGCUCUGUCCUCAAGCGCGGUCGGAGCCUACUUCACUGGCUCGCGGCUCUCUGCACGCCGAGGCUGAACGACCACGUGCGUCCGGUCCUAUGCUUUGGCGACUCGAUCACCGAGGGCUACCACAACAUUUGGCCUCACAAAACCAUCGCGCCUCAGCGCACGCUUCCGGCCAAUGUCAACAGUCACGAGCACGCCGCGCUCCUCUGCCACCCGUACAGCAUACGCCUCGGCUCGCUGCUGGCGGACGACGUCGGCGACGGCGCAGGCGGCUACAAGGACUCGCUCCGCUACGCACGCGCACGGGCCUACUCGGGUUGGACAGCGGAGGAGCUGCUGCCGGUGCUUCGCCGCUCGCUGCGCGAGGGUCCGUGGCGCUGCGCCGUCAUCAUGGCCGGCUGCAACGACAUCCUCUGGCGGAGCGCGAGCGCGGCGACGACCCUGACGCACCUCGAGGCGCUCUACGCCGCGUGCGACGAGGCGGGUGUGCCCGUUGUCGCGCUGAGCAACACGGAGGCCGACCUCGGCGAGUUCUUCAGCGGUGAGCAGCUCGCCGAGCGGACGGCCGCGCUGCGCGAGGUGGCGGCGGGCGUGCUGCAGAUGCGCUCCAAGCGUGCUGUCGCCGACGUGCGCGCCGCGCUGCCUCUCGGCGCGCAGCAUUUUGACGACGCGCUGCAUCCGUCGCCUGCGGGUUCCGACCGGAUAGCGGAGGCGGUCUUUCAAGCGAUCAAGCUGCACGGGCUGUAG